AGUUUCGAGUUUGGCGAACAUUAGCGACGGCUUGUCGCACCAGUAGAAGGGAGUGGUACGUCAAAAACUGACGCACAUCAGUAGUGUAUUGUGCGCCAACGAAAAUCUCAAAUAUAUUAUUAUUCAAUUUCUAGAUUUUUUUUCCUUCAACAUCUCAUUUUGUGAACGCUAAAUAAUUCAACUUAACUCAACUCAACUCAACUGAACUGUACUUAACUUUUGUGCGUUUCUCAACUUGAACUAUCUGCAAACUUUUAACUUUUAAUUAAACUCUAUGUGAAUAGUGAAUCUUCCGCCAACGAGAAGGUGGCGAAUCUGUCACAUACGGUACUGACCUGCGUACGUGUGCAUGCGCGUGUGUGUGUAUGCGUGCUGGCAGCCUAUAAAAAUCGUUAAAUUACAUGAUGAUGAAACUCUUCCGCGUCGUCUCAACUCUACUCUAUUCUUCUUUCAAAAACUGCUUGCUACUAUAUCCUGCACUAAAUAUAUACUAUGUAACCAAAUCAUUUGUUAAAUAGAGAAAAAAUAUAGAAAAACACAAAAAAAAAACAAAAUAAAAAUCUACCGCAAUAUAGUUGCAUGGAACUUUCGACAUUACGCUGUUGCUAUCCAAACAAUUUUCGCUGAUUUUGCACUUAAGAAAUAUAUACUUAAAGAAAGGACGAAAAAAAAGGAGGCUAGCGUGUGGAAAAAUUGCAGAAAAACAAGCAUAUAACAUAAAACAUUAACAAUUGUGAAUAACGGUGGAAAGAAACGAACAAAGCAAGUCGUGGUCGCAGCAGUUGAAAAGAGAAAGAUACCGUCGCAACGGAAGAAGACGACGCAGAACGUAAAAUGCAAACAAAAAGCACAAACGCAAUGAGGCAUAAGUAGUAAUAGCAAGUAGUUGAUGAUGUAGUUGUCAUAUUGGUGUAGUCAAAACGGUGGCCAAAUAUUUAGCGUGAUUUAAAUGCAAAUGCAACGACAGAACACAGAACAGUUAUAUGUCAACAUACCAAUCCGCAAGCUAAUGAAUCACUCGACUUACCAUCCACUGGCCGCAUUACUCAUACAACAAAAACUAUGAGAGAAAAAGUUUCAAGAAAAUUCAGCUCAUUUAAUAUAAAAGAAAACUAACACAAGCAAUACAAAUAUAAAUAACGAAAAGCAACAACAACAAUUAUGUGUGAAACAAAAUUACGUCAACGAUACAACGAAGCAAUACUCAACUGUGAGCAAAACCACAAAAACAAAAUCAAGUAAACAAAAAGCAUAAAUAAUUAAAAUUUUAGAUUUAGCAUACAACAUUGAAAUUAAAACAUUAGAGGCGUUCAAAACGUUGGAACAUUAUAAAUUUACAAUUAAUAGCAAAUUCACACUUAUCAAAUAAGUAUUUGGCAAUUACGAUACACCAAACAAAGAAAGCGCAGAAGAAAGAGUUUUAAAACAAUUUUAUGUGAGCAAAAGCGAGUCACAAACCCCCUCACUUGAAUGGUGCAAAGCGAACUUCUCCAACAAAAUGUCCGUCGAUUGCAUGCGACCAACGAGCAAUAAGAUCGUCAUCACGCCCGGUGCAACACUAUGCUAUGCCACGAACACUACGGCACGAGCGUCACAACACCAGCAAACACGAUCCACAAUACGACAGCAUACGACGGCAGCUGUGAGAUCAGCGCGGCCACAACAACACGCAAAUACAGCAACAUGCAAAGGCAAAGCACUGGCAACGGCCAAACCAACCGCGUCGCUUCCGAAGCAACAGUCGACGAUAGUGGUGGUUAGAAAGCCUGCCGGACCAGUUACACCGCCGCCCCUACAGCCGAAAACUAAAUAUGCAUCACUUGUACCGUUAUCGCGUAGCACAACCAAGCGCAUGCGCAGUGUCGGUAAUCAGAAAUCGCCAAAAGAUCCGCUUACUAUGGACCGCAUUGAUAUGGAAUUUGAGGAUGGCACAAGUGAUUUGGAGGUAUGCAAGCGACUCGAGUGGUCGGCCGCACAAUCGUUAGUCGAAAUGAAUGCGAAAGAGAAACAGCGACGUAGCGUUGCCGCAGUACAGACGACAAUAGAGCGGAAAUCAUUACCGUCGGUGGCGACUCAAAAGAUUGCAGUAGUGCAGAGCCCGGUCAAUGGAACCGUUUUGAGUGACGCAGGUUCACACUGCAAUGGUGAUAUAAAUAGAGUGGAACAACGGCGCAAUGUUGUCAAGUGGAAUACCAGAAAUAACAACAACAACUACAAAGCAACUACUAAUGAAAACACAACCGUAAAAUGUGUAGCACCAUUAACAACCAUUGGUGGAAGAUCACCUGCUGAAGAUGGCAAAGUUAUAUUCUAUGCACCACCAGCUGGUGGAUUCAACAUCAAUCAAACAUCCACUCAGGCGCCAACCUUUGCGAUCAAACAAGAACCAACAUUGCCGGCGUUUUAUCGCGAACGCAGUAUCGAGGAGACCGAAGCCGCCCACGAUCUACUCUCACUAUCACAAAGUCUACCGCCACUAACACCGCCUUGUGUCGUCACCAUACUACAUCAGCAGGAGGCGUCGACUAACCGCAACCACAACAACCAUUACACCACCAACAACAACAACAACAACAGCACAAUACAACACCAAAAUCAGUAUCAACCACAAAUACAACAAACCACAGGCAUCAUGCAUGAAAUAUCCAGUGCUUCCAAACAGCAAAGAGCUGGCGUCGUAUCACAACCGCAGCUCGCACCACCACCACUUUGUGCGGCAACAAUUAAUGCGGAUAACUUUACUAUAUUUACGGUGGAAGAGAUCCAAACGUCCACACAUCGGCCAACCGCACACGGACAAGGUCCCCCAAAGAUACGUUACAUUAGCAGCGGCAGCAGUAGCUCGUAUGAUAGUCUCGCAGGCGCAAAUACACCAGAUAACUCAGAGAACUGUUCACCACUAACGCCACCAAAUUCCGAUCAUUCAUCCGAUAUAGACAUCGAUAUGUCCUCCUCAUCGGAGUCAGGUCACUCCAAUUCGAACUAUCAACCUACGCUUAAGUUGUGGAUCGACGAACCGAUGGCAGCUUACAAAAUGCGACGCACUUCCACCAACGCAAUGGCAAUUGAUGAAGUGAUCGAUGGAAAGACCAGUCACACCGCCGCCAAGCUGGGCCUUAAUAUACUAGAUGGGCGCACCAAAGCGAGCCGUUGCCACAAGGAGCCAAUCGAAACGCACACAGCUGGCAACUACGGCGCGAACGCCACAGAUACGGACGCAUAUGUGAAGAAGAAACGCGGCAGUUACAAGUGCUCCGAAUGUGGCAAACAGUAUGCGACAUCGAGUAAUCUCUCGCGUCACAAGCAAACGCAUCGCUCACUUGAUUCGCAAUCGGCGAAAAAAUGCAACACUUGCGGCAAAGCUUACGUCUCGAUGCCGGCACUAGCCAUGCAUCUACUUACGCACAAGCUCUCGCAUAGCUGCGACAUUUGUGGCAAACUAUUCUCACGCCCUUGGCUACUACAGGGUCAUCUACGCUCACACACCGGUGAGAAACCGUACGCGUGCUCACACUGCGGCAAAGCGUUCGCCGAUCGCUCCAAUCUGCGUGCGCACAUGCAAACGCACUCGAUUGAUAAGAAUUUCGAAUGCAAACGUUGCCACAAGACAUUCGCACUGAAGUCGUACCUAAACAAGCAUCUGGAGUCGUCAUGCCUCAAGGAUAUGAUGGGCAUGUCUAGUGAGGAGGCGGCCGACUUGUACGGCGGGCAUGGUGAAGGCGAAGGCGAUGGUGAAGGCGAAUCAACGACAGCGCAAAGCAGUGAUGAUAAUGACGAAGAUAUAGUCGUCGCAUAGAUGCCGAUAAAAAUCUGUUUAGAGACGGCAAUAUAAGAAAGCUGCAAUGAACAGAAUGUGUGCCAGGGUAAGUGCAAAAGCUUAGUAGUGAUGUGAAAGUUUCUUUUAAAUGCGUAAGCUUUUUUCUGAAAGCUCUUCCUAAACAAUGGAAAGCAUAAAAUUUUUACCAAUCGCUAUUGUAAAGUAGUUUUAAAAAAAUAUUGUAAAAGUAGUUUUCUAUAGUAAGAAGUUCGAUAGUUAAAGUAAAAGUAGAAAAAAAGUGAAACGAAAUGAUAUAUGAGUAAAAGGAAGAGACGUGAAAGCUAAAGUGAAAGCUGUAGAUUUUUUCGCAAAAACGCAAUUAAACAACAAUACAAAACCUACCAACUUUAAGUAAAAAUCCCAUGCAACGAAUAUUAUGGAACAUAAGUAGAAAUUCUAUAUAUACAUACACAUAUAAAUAUAUAUAUACAACAAAAUUAUUAUAAUUAUUAUUAUUGAAAUUAUUAUGAAGCAAAUAUUAUUAGGAUUUAUUAAUAAGAAAAAAUUUAAAUUAGAAAGUGUGUUAUGUUGGCACCUGAGGCAAGUGAACAUUUGAUAUAUUCGUAGUGGAAAUUACAAACAAAAACCAAAAGAACAACAAAAAUACAUAAAAAAUUCUUAAAAUAAGUAAAGACAUAAAAAUUAGAAAAGCAGUCAGUAGCGCCAUCUAGUAAAAGAGAGUGAAAAAUAUAGCAACUUUCACUCUUCAAGCAAGCAAAUAAGCACUGUAAGUGCGCUCAAUCUAGCUGAGCGAGUAGAUAAGCGCCAUUUAUUUGAGGUUAUGAAAUUCUGCGUUUAAGAUCAAAGCCCAUACAGAGGCAUGUUUUAUAUAUAUAAAAUCAUAGUUAAAUAUGUUUAUGCAUUGACAUAUGCAUACAGACAUGUUUAUACGAUAUACAUACACAUUUAUAUAUGUAUAUAUAUACAUAUAUAUAUAUAUAAUAUUAAUAAAAGGCAUUGAGCAGCAGUUGAUAUUUUUUUAAAGUAUUAGUCAUAUACAUAUAUUUUACUUGAUGAAGUGACAUAUUAAGCAAAAAUGGCGGAAAAUUAAAAAAAUUUAAUUACAUUGAAUUAAAAUACUCUUAAAGUACUGCAUUCUAAAGCUUAUAUGCUUAGAAUAGUAAUUUACAUCACUAAGGCAUGCAGUCCAAACCCAAAGGAAAUGCAAACUCAUUAAAACGUUCUGUAGAAAAUCUGGCGUAAUAAUUUUUAAAAUUAUUUUAAAUAUUUUUUUAUAAUACAACAACGAAGCUUGACAAAAAAUAAUAAUUUGUAUUUCACGCAUGGCACAUUUAUGGUUUCAAUUUAAUAAGAAUUCAAUUAUCCGAUACUCAUUUAUGUGAACCUCUCAAACCAUUGAAAUAAAUAUUUCUAAAAUACUCCAAAAAAAACUUAUUUUUCAGUAUAGUUUACGUAAAUUUGUUUAUAUAAAUUUGGAAUCAACUUAUUCCUACAUUUAACUGUCAAAUGUUAAUAUUUUUAAUUAUCAAAUAAUCGGGAAAAUCCUUUAAUCGGAUAUUCAAAGAUUCGAAACAAUUAAAUAAUGAAGCAAAAACAAAAUACAAGAAAAAGAUUCCAAAGCUUUGCAAGCAUUUUAUUUACGUAGAAUUGAAGAUAAUAUACUUAUGAAAGUAUAUUAGUAGUUACCGUCCAGACCAAACGUCAAUUCGCAAAUAAAAAUAUAAAGAUCAAAAAUAAAUAUUUGUUCUUAAUUAAUUAUCCCUUUUUUGGUAUUUUUUUAAAUUUAUUUUAAAAAACGGUUGUAUUUUUGCUUGAAAAGUACGUACAGAAACGUCUUUUCACCUCUCUUGUAAAACGAGAUCUCUUUAAGGUUCUCUUUAUUUUUAGAAAUAAGAAAAAGUCACACAAAGCCAAAUCUGGCGAAUGUGGAGGCUGGGAGACAUUGUUACAGUAUUGGUUUUGUUCAAGAAUUCACAAACAAGCGACGAAGUGUGUGUGUGAGCAAACGAAAUUCGACAAGCUCAUAAAACCAUGUCUAACCUAAUUGUUAAAAUACGUAAUUAAAAAGUAGCAAAUAAAAAACUGUAACCAAUAACUUAAAAAAAUGCUUACUUAAACGAAUAAAAUGCCUAUCGCCUUUUUACAAAAACCAGAUAUUUUGAAGUGUUAAUUUUCGAUUGAAAAUUUGAUCUUUUUCGAUAUUAACUCAAAAUAAUAAGAGUGAGAGAGCGCGAGAAAAAGUGUUGUCACGAAAGUUGUAGAUCUUUUUAUUACCGACAACAUUGUCAUUUGACUUUUUUCCAUAGGACUCGGAAUUUCCCGGAAAUCGAUUUAAACUGUUUUUAAACCUUGCAAAAUUCAGACACGCCCCUACCCUUGCUCUUCGUAACCUCAGAUACAUUUUUUUUUCUUCCAUUUUCGUUAUUUUAUCUUUAUAUUCCUAUGAAUUUCAUCUUGCUAUGAUUUUGUUUUUAUUUUACUUUAAAAAAUUAUCGUCCAUAAACCAAACAGAAUGGAAUAAGAUGAGAGGGGAAUUUUUUCUUUCGUAGGAUAUUUGUGCUUUAAUUUUGCUAAGAGCAAUAUUUGCUUUGCUGAAACUCUAUUUUUUGUUUUGUAGUAACCAAAGCUCCAAAUUGACUAAUAAUUAAAAAAAAAAUUUUCGCUAGUCCAGUAAAUAUCUUUGUUCAAUUAAAUUAUUCCAUAUUAUCAUUGCACAGAAGUUUCACAACCUAAAUUUAGACAAUUAACUUUUAAUUGUCAAUUUAAAAUAUAAAUUUUUUUAUCUAAAUUGAGUCGUUAUGAAGAAUGAUGACAUUUGGAAUUUUUUUUUUCAGCAAAUUGAGCUCAAUUAGACGUAUUAUUAUUGCUACUACAAUACUUUCUUGUAUUAUAACUUGUAUUCUAGUAUUAUAACAACUGUUGUUAUAGUGUAUUUAUUUAAGUUUUAGCUAUAGUUGUUUAGAAUAACGAAACAGAGACGCUUUACAUUUACAUACAUAAUCGUUUUCCAAAAAUUUUAGCGACUUUUGGCGUUAAUUUCCGUUAAUUUUAAAAUCCUGUUUAAUUACCAAAUUAACCUCAAAAUUACUCAAUUAAUAUGUCUUAUUAUUACCGACACAGGCAUAUUUAAAUUUAAAUAUUUGAAUUUUUUUUUUUGGAAUUACUUUCAUUUUUUUUUUAUUUAUUGUAUAUUUUGUAAUUUAAUCAAAAAAUAUUGUGAUUAGUUACUACUUUAACCCAUGAAUUACUCAAUCGAAAUGUCUCAUUAUUGUUAAAAUACGCUUAAAAUUAAAUAAGUGUAUAUAUUUCCUUCGAAAUUAACUUUAUUUGUUUAAUUUAAUCCAAUUAUAUUGUUAUUAAUUACUAAAGUAACCUUAAAAUUGCACAAUUAAAAUGGCUUAUUAUUAUUUUCAAUAUAUAAUUAAAUUUUAUAUUUACUUUAUUUAAUAAUUAGAGAGAACUUUUCCUUCAACUCACAGUUAUUUACGCCAUAUUUACGCCAGUUUUCUACCCCAAAAAUUAACUUUUGCAUUAUUUUUAUUGCAAGCCAUUUCAACAGAUUCAAUUUCUUACAAACUAACACAAUAUGUACAUACUUACAUAUUAUACAUAUGUACUAAUUAACAUUCAAUUACUCAGAAUUAAGAAUAAUGAGAGCAAACAUUUAGAAACAUAUCACAAGGACAAUACUUAAUCAUAAAUCAAGUUUAUAAUAAAAAUAAAAAACAAAACAAAAAAUUAUAAAUAUAUAUACAUAUAAAUAAUUAUAGUAUAAAUUAACAAAAAAAAUUACUAUGCAAACAUACACACAUAUUUACAUUUGUUUACUAAUUAAGCAGAAAAUUACUUAUACAAUACAUUCAUAAUUUACGCAGUUAAAGCUUAGAAAUUGCAUUUCAAUUAAUAGAAACAUAGUUGAGCGCAAACAAAAAUGCUUUUAAUGAAAUUCCCAAGUAUAUAUUUAUUGAUAUUUUGAACAAUAGUGGAACUUGGUUCACAUGUAACAUACACACAAACGAGUAUACAAACACAAGUCAAUACAAUUAUUUUCUAUGCAAAGCGAAAGCUUAAACAAAACUGCAAGCAAUGCGUUUGAUUGAAAACAAUGAACAAAAAUAUAUGAAAAUUAAUUACAAACAUUUUAAAAAAAUCAAAGAAAUAUUUUAAACACAAACGAAUUAAACAAAAUUAUAAAAAAAAAUUAUAAAAAAGCGAGUAUUGGAAUUUAGAGCAAUAAGAAAAAAUUUGCAAAGCAUUAACGAAAGCAGUAAUUAUUAUAAAAAAAAAAUCUUUAUAAACAAACAAAAUAUAGUAGUAGUAGUGAAGAAACGCUAAAAAAUAAAAAUAAUAAUAAAAAUAAAUAAAUAAAUGAUUGCACGCAUUUUAGCAGUUUGAAUGAUUAAUUGUCAAUUAAGUCAGUAAAACGAAUUAAUUAGUGAAAAGUGACUGAUGUCGCUAAAAAUUUUUUAAGGAGUGCAAUUAAAAUUGUAGAUAUACACAGUGAAAGUCUUAAGUGAGCGCAGGAAAGUAGUUAAAAUAUGCUUGCCCCAAUAUAUACGAGUAUAUAUACAUAUAUACAAUUAUAUAUAUACAUAUAUAUAUAAAAUUUUUAAAUGAUGAUGAAGUUGAAGAUUUUUCAAAAUCUUAAGAACGCUAUGAAAAUUGAGAAAAAAAAAAUUAAGUAAAUAAUUAUAAAAAAAUUAUUAAAAAUUACGAGCUAAGCAAAUGCUCAUACAUACUUACGUAUUUAUGUAUGCGUAAAAAAUGUAAUUGUCAAAAGAGACAAACCACAAUUAGUACAUAAAUUAUAUAUACAACGACAUUUUGAGAUUGAGCAACAGAUUAUGCGAAAAACACAAUAUUAUUGAUCAAUACUUAUUACAUAUUAUUAAUGCUAGAUAUUUAAUGAAUAUAUAUACAAAGUAACAUACUUAUAUAUUUUAGCGUAUAAAAUACCAAAACUAACAUUACUAGUAUAUAUAAGCAUGAUAUACAAAUAUAAUAUAAAGUAGACACCCAACUGCUUAUAUACAAACAUACUUGUAUACAUACAUAUAUACACACAUAGAUACACAUUAAAAAUCUAUAACUGUAAAACCAUAAAAUUCUGAUUCUGAUUUUAUUUAACAGCUUUUGAAAGCAAAAAGUCUUGCUUCCGAUUUUUUCCGAAACUUUUAUGGUACAUUGAAGACUAUCAAAAUGUAUUGUUUGAGUUCACCACUGCCACCCAUUGGUCUGUGGGUUCAAAUCUGAUGACACUAACUUAAUUAAUUUGUUGACUUUUAAAAGAAGAUAUCGUCCGCCUUUGAAUAUUAUUUUCAGCUGUUCACUCUCUCUAAAUUGGCUAAUGAAAAAUUACUAAAACCAAAAGUAAUCGCAUUUAGCGGAGAAAGCAAUAAAGAUUAAGAUUUCUGCAAAUUAUUUUCAGUUUCCAGUAAAGAAAAUGCUUAUGCUAUGCUUUAGUCACAAGGUUCCCACAUCUUUCUUUUGAAUGAAUUUCGAAUCAACUGUCGUUAGGCCGAAAUAAUGAUUCAUCAUUAUGAAUGACAAAAUUACAACUUCUAUCUUUUCUUGUUGUUUGGCUGACAAGGCUCAAUCUGGCUGUUAUCGCAAAUAUGUAACGAACGCUCUUUCGAUGAGAUGGGGGUACCAUAGCGAGAGGGGUGUUAGAUGAGUGGGAUUAAUUGAGUACGAAAAGAGGUGGUUAGAGUCAUGCGGGGACUCAUUAUGCAGGACAUUUAUUUGAUCACUCUAGAUUCUCGGUACAACUCGAGCUCUUCGUCUGCAAUAGAUGAUGGUUAGACUCCAAUCAUGGAAUGACCUCUUGAUGCUUCUAAGAGGGGGUUUCGCUUCAAGCAGAUGACUGCAAGUGUGAUUUCUACGAGAGUAUCCUAUCAAAAACUGUUUUGAGAGGAGUGCACUGUAUUAUCUAACUAAAAGCCUACAGGCCUCACUAUGCAGGUGUUCAAGGGGAGAAAUCAAAAGACAUACUGUUAUCGCACGGAGUGUAGUGUUGUGGCACGUCUGAAGCAUCUUCGUCUGUGUUUCACUACAUUCAGGCGACCAUUGCCUUGCAAGUUGUCAACAACGUUUACCCAAAGCUGCUGCCUUCUAGCGACUUAAGGAUUUUGUUACGACUCUGUAGUUUGCGAUGAGAUCACGUAUGCGGAGUGAAAGAAUACAGUCUGUUAGUUGUAACACCUGAUAUUUAUGUCGUGAAAUGUUUUCGCGAACAUAUUCCAUUACGCUAUCAAUAGACAUUCGUUUGCUUUUGGAAGUUUUAAUUUGAGGCCCUGUUAAAGCUGUUUAUAUAAUUUUUUUCUUGCAAGUUUACGCACUUCUUCCAAAGUGCUUUGAACUUUUCUAACGGCAAACUUUAGUUAUUGUUGCAGCCUUUAAUUUGAAAUGAAUUUCUGCUUGUGAUUUUCUACAUACGAAACCAAACACAUUAUUCACACAUAAAGCCAGAAAAAAUUUUAAAAAAUACAACAAAAAUCUCUUGCACAAAUAAAAAACGUAAAUUAAAUAAAUAACGGUAAAAUGGUAAAAAUAAGUUUAGCGCUUAAAUAAAGAGUAUAUGUAGAGAUGAUUAAGUCGAAACCAUGGAAUAUACAACCAAAUAACACCAAAACCAUACAAUUUGUAAUUAGUACAUAUUUAUUCAAAUAUAAUAAUAAUUAUUAUUUACCUACAAGAAAAAAAAAAAUAUUAAUUAAAAAAAACUUUCUAGUGCAUAUUAAAGUUGGAAAUGAGGCAAUUAUACGAGUAUAAUAAAUAAGUGCAUAAAACAUUUUGCAAAAUAAGACUUGAAAUGAGAUUAACAAAACCCAAAAACAAAAAGCGAAAACAUUUAAUAUACUAUUAUAAAUAAAUAAACAAUUAUACAUGCAGUUAAUGAAAGAAUAAUAAUAAACUUAUAUUUAAUAUAAAUACUUUAAUAUUUAAAAGAAAAAGCAAUUAACAAAACAAAAACAACGACAACGACAUGGCAGUUGAUAUGCUUUGAGAUUUACAAAGAGUGAAUAAGAAAAAUUAAAACACACACACAUACACCAAUAUUUAUUGCAUGCGAGAAAAGAGGAGAAGUGAAUUUAUGCUAACAACAUUUUAGGCUUAUAUCGUUUAUUUUCCACGGAAAAUACAUAUAUACACGCAUAUGAGCAUACAUAUGUACAACUUAUGUAAAAAACAAACGAAAUACGAAAAGCAAAAGUAAAGUCAAUAAAUUGAAAAAAAACACUUGAUAAAAAACAAAAUAUACAUAUUUACAUUUGAAAACACUUAGUAUCGAAUAUUUGCGCAUAACGGUAUGCAAUUUUGAACGUUUAACGCAAAACAAUAUGGUAGUGAAACAUACAUACAAACAAUACAUGCAAUACAUACAUACACUUUGCUUGACUUUGUACUCAAAACUUGAAACUAGUUCGAAAUCCAGUACUUUUGCACUUAGAAAAUUUCCAAUUAAUAUUGCUGAACUAAAUAAUAUGUUAACUUGCGCUAACUAGUUAAUUAUUAGUUGAAAAAAUAAUGCAAAUAGCAUGCCACAGAUAAGCGUUUAACUAGCUACGUAGUCGAUGAAGGCUCUGCGCAGAGAGGAGGAAAAAGUAAACACAAACUCACACACACAAAGAAACAAAAUGUUUUUUUUUGGAAAAUAGAAAAAGAAAAAAAUUGAAAACAAACUCACACACACAAACACAAGAUACUAGCAAAAAACAAAAAAAAAAUUAUGAGAAUUUUAACUGCAGCAUGACAAAUACAUACAUACAAGUAUAUACGUAAUUUUUUCUUUACGAAAAGUAGACAACGAAAAUUUGGCCAACUAAAGUCCUACACACACAUAUAUGUACAUCCCCAUAUACAUAAAAAAAUUGAAUGAAUAAAUAGUUUUCCAAACCAAACUCCAACUAAUACAUAUAUAUAUAUACACAUAUAUACCCAACAUACAAACAAAUAUAAAUACACACACACACAAUUUCAACCAUAAAAUAACAGUUUUUCCAAAUUCAUAGGAUUUACACCUACAGUUUACCCAAAAAAAAAGCUAAAUCAUAAACAUUAAAAUAAAACUAAAAACAAAUAAAACAUUUAAAUUUAACAAACAAAUACUCAGCAUUAAAAGUCCCAUUAUUUAUGGACGCAGUGUGCAUGGUGUUAGGCGCCAGCUGUAGAAUUUACAAUACAUAAUAUAUAUACGAGUCAAAUACUAGUCACAUGUGGCAGCCGAACAUUUGUCGCCGCCAUCAAAUGAACA
Molecule: messenger RNA, 12032 nt
Organism: Bactrocera oleae (olive fruit fly)
Lineage: Eukaryota; Metazoa; Arthropoda; Insecta; Diptera; Tephritidae
Biological process (GO): regulation of DNA-templated transcription
Molecular function (GO): RNA polymerase II cis-regulatory region sequence-specific DNA binding; DNA-binding transcription factor activity, RNA polymerase II-specific
Source: RefSeq, a predicted model, not a curated record